AUGAGCCAGCAGGAUGCGGUCGCUGCACUUUCAGAACGCCUUCUCAUAGCUGCGUACAAAGGCCAAGCAGAGAAUGUGGUUCAGCUCAUCAACAAGGGCGCCAAGGUAGCAGUUACCAAGCAUGGCCGGACCCCCCUGCAUCUUGCUGCCAAUAAGGGCCAUUUCUCUGUGGUCCAGAUCUUGCUGAAGGCUGGCUGUGAUCUCGAUGUCCAGGAUGAUGGGGACCAGACUGCACUGCACCGUGCCACAGUGGUGGGGAACACCGAGGUCAUUGCGGCGCUCAUCCAGGAGGGGUGUGCUUUGGACAGACAGGACAAGGAUGGAAAUACGGCCCUGCAUGAAGCGUCCUGGCAUGGGUUCAGCCAGUCGGCCAAGCUGCUCAUUAAGGCAGGAGCCAACGUACUUGCCAGGAACAAGGCGGGGAACACCGCUCUGCACCUGGCCUGCCAGAACAGCCACUCCCAGAGCGCACGCGUCCUCCUGCUGGGUGGCUCCCGCGCGGACCUCAAAAAUAACGCAGGAGACACCUGUUUGCACGUUGCUGCGCGCUAUAAUCACUUGUCCAUCAUUAGGCUCCUCCUCAGUGCUUUCUGUUCUGUCCAUGAAAAGAACCAGGCUGGUGAAACAGCACUUCAUAUUGCUGCUGCCCUAAAUCACAAGAAAGUGGUUAAAAUUUUAUUGGAAGCUGGAGCAGAUGGGACCAUAGUAAACAAUGCAGGUCAGACACCACUGGAGACGGCUCGUUACCAUAAUAAUCCAGAAGUUGCUCUUCUCCUCACUAAAGCUCCCCAGGUUUUGCACUUCAGUCGUGGGCGAAGCCUGAGAAAAAAGAGAGAGAGGCUCAAGGAAGAGAGGAGAGCCCAGUCUGUGCCAAGAGAUGAGGUGGCACAAAGCAAGGGUAGUGUCUCAGCAGGAGACUCCCCCAGCAGCGAACAGGCUGCACUCAGAAAAGAAGAGGCCAGAGAAGAUUUCCUGUCAGCUUCCCCGGAGCCCAGAGAAAAGGACAACAGGAGAAGAAAGUCAAGGCCUAAGGUCUCUGCCUUUUCAGAUCCCACUCCACCAGCAGACCAACAGCCUGGACACCAGAAGAAUGGGCAUGCUCAUAAUCACCCCAAAAAGAGGAGCAGACAUCGGUGUUCAUCCCCACCCCCUCCCCAUGAGUUCAGAGCAUAUCAGCUCUACACAUUGUACCGGGGCAAAGAUGGGAAAAUAAUGCAGGCACCAAUAAAUGGUUGUCGAUGUGAACCUCUAAUCAACAAGCUGGAGAACCAGUUGGAGGCAACUGUGGAGGAGAUAAAAGCGGAGCUGGGAUCUGUUCAGGAUAAAAUGAAUACAAAACUGGGGCAUAUGGAGAGUAAGACCCAGCACCAAAUGCGUGUGCUGGACAAGCUGAUGGUUGAGCGACUGUCAGCAGAGAGAACCGAGUGCCUGAAUCGCUUGCAACAGCACUCAGACAUGGAGCAGCAUGAGGGAGAGAAGCGACAGAUGUCCUUGGUGGAUGAAUUAAAAACCUGGUGCAUAUUAAAGAUUCAGAAUCUGGAGCUGAAGCUUUCCGGAGAUUCUAGGGCCUCCAGGUCUAAAUCCAUACCAUCUACUUGGGAGUCUUCUACAGGUGCGGAUCAAGAUCAAUCAGUGGUGACUGCAGGUCCAUUAGCAGCUUCUGACAGCUCCCCUAAGGUGGUUAGGCCCAAGGAGAAGCCCCUCAACUCCACCACUGCCCAUAGACCCCAUCAGGAGCUGUCUUCCACUGACUGUGCAGGUUCCCGAGUAAGGAACGUCAAGGUCCAGACAGCCUUGCUGCCUUCAAAUGAGGCAGCUAAGUGUGAUCUGCAGGCUGGGCCCUGUGUCGACAGAGGCACCCAAACCAAGAAGUCUGGGAAAAGUGGGCAGAUGAGGCAUCGAGCCCAGCACCCAACAUCCAGCAACUGUGGGCCGCUGCCGCCACCAGCUGCAAACAGCGAGCGGACUGCCCCUCACGUUCGAGACACCUCCCAAGCUCUGGAGCUUACCCAGUAUUUUUUUGAGGCUGUUUCUACCCAGAUGGAAAAAUGGUAUGAAAGGAAGAUUGAAGAAGCACGAAGCCAUGCUGAUCAAAAAGCCCAGCAAGAUAAAGCUACACUGAAGGAACACAUUAAAAGUUUAGAAGACGAACUUGCUAAACUCAGGACUAAAGUGCAGAAGGAAAAUUAG
Messenger RNA from Orycteropus afer afer, 2190 nucleotides. RefSeq names its product ankyrin repeat domain 6 (gene ANKRD6). The record is from RefSeq and is a predicted model, not a curated record. The transcript has 15 exons. Gene Ontology annotation, molecular function: protein binding. NCBI's taxonomy places the organism in Eukaryota, Metazoa, Chordata, Mammalia, Tubulidentata, Orycteropodidae. Bases 1 to 2190 code for a protein of 729 amino acids.